GGCGGUGGCUCGGCGCUGUUAUGGAGUUAAUGCAGAAAGCGCGGGAACUGGGUUGCUGGGCGGCCGAAGAGAUGGGGAUGCCCGCAGCCCUCCGAGUCUCGGAAUCGACGCUGCGCAGGCUGUGCCUUGGCCAGGGAGCUGACAUCUGGACCUAUGUCAUGCAGCACGUGCGCAGCCAGAGAACUAUCAAGAAGAUCCGGGGAAACCUACUCUGGUACGGCCACCAGGACAGUCCAGAGGCACGUCAGAAGUUGGAGCUGGAAGCGACUGUUGCCCGCCUGAGGGCAGAGAUCCAGGAGUUGGACCAGAGCCUGGAGCUGAUGGAGCAAGAGACCGAGGCUCAGGACACAGCCAUGGAACAGGCACUACAGAGACUGCAGGAGACGCAGCGUCGCACUCUGCUCCUUCAGGCCCACGCGGGGACCUUGCGAAGACAGCAGCGCAGGCUCCAGGGCCCCGUGCAGCGACUGCAGAAUCAACUCAAGUGCCUGCAGGACGUGGAGAGGAAGACCAAAGUGGACGUGACCUUCGGCCCAUUGACCUCAGCAACCCUGGGUCUGGAGCCUGUGGUCCUGAGUGAUGUCAGAGCAGCCUGCGCCCUCCGGGCUGAGUUCCUGCAGAAGCUCCUGGUUCCUCAGUCUCAGGGAGACAGCCUCCGAACCCCUCAAGAUGACCACUUUGGAGCAUCCUACCAGCAGUGGCUUAGCUCAGUGGAGGUGCUGCUGACCACUCACCCCCCGGGCCACAUCCUGGCCGCCCUGGAGCACCUGGCUGCAGAGCGCGAGGCAGAGAUCCGGUCCCUCUGCAGUCAGGAGGGGCUGCCAGAGACAGAGACAGCCAGGUCUCAGGUGCCAGACCAGUCAGACGCCCACCAGGCCUUGCCGUCCAUAGUACAGCUCAUCCAGGAGGGCUGGCGAGCUGUAGGUGUUCUGGUCGCCCAGCGGGCCCCCCUCCUGAAAGAACAUCAAGUCCUGACCCAGCGCCUCCAAGCCCUGAUGGAAGAGAUGGAGAGCUGUAACCUGGAGUCCAAAGAGAGACAGGCAUUGGUGUUGGGACUCCGGUGCUGUGGCCUGAGGGCUGAGCUCAAGUCCCUGCGGGCCCAGAGCCAGGAGCUGGAGGAGGCCACUGGGCAGCGACAGAUUUUGCUGCGGGAGCUACAGGCCAAACAGCAGCGGGUUCUGCACUGGCGCCAGCUCGUGGAGGAGACACAGGACCAGGUCCGCCUGCUCAUCAAGGGCAACUCAGCCAGCAAGACGCGCCUGAGCCAGAGUCCCGGAGAGAUGCUGGCUCUGGUUCAGCGAAAAAUGGUCCCCACCUCCGAGGCGGUGGCACCGCUGGGCCAGGAGCUGCUCCGCUGUCUGGAGGAGGAAGCUGAGCAUCUGCCCCGCCUUGAGCUGGGUGCCCUGCUGCGGCACAGCCCCGACGGGUCACAGGCCCUGCCCACAGUCCUGCCAUCCAUCUACCAGCUGCAUCCGGCCUCCCCCAAGGCCUCCAGCCUCUUGGAGCUGAGCCACACGCUGGGGCUGCCCUCCGGGAAGGCCCCAGAGCUGCUGCUCCCGUUGGUGGCCUCGCUUCGCCAGGACCUUCUGUUCCUCCAGGACCAGCAGAGUCUCCGGUGCCGGAAUCUGCUCCACAUGAAGACCAGCCUCCCGCCAGGGCCAUCAGCCCAGGAGCUGCUGCAGAGCUGGGCGUCCCACGAACAGGAGCAGAAAGAGACUCUGGGGAAGGCGCUGCAGCGCCUGGAGAACCUGCUGAAGCAAGCGCUGGAACGAGUCCCCCGACUGCAGGCGGCCGUCGGGGACUGGUGGGAGCAGCCAGGCCAAGUCGCCCUCUCCGGGGAGCUCUGCCAGGGCCUGUCCCUGUCCCAGUGGCAGCUGCGCUGGGGCCAGGCCCAAGGCGCCCUGCAGCAGCAGGGCAGAUGAAGAGGGCCGCGGCGGAGUUGGAAGCCGCCAUCUCUUCACCCCAGCGCCUCCCGCCUCUGCCUUCGCGAGAGCAUCACAGGGCUCUGCCAGCCGUUGUCCACUCAUCUCAGACUGGACCUUCUACUGCCUUGCUGUCUUUUCAUCCCACCAAAGCCAAGGCCAUGAGAUACUGUGCACGCCCCACACACAACUUCCUGAAACUCCCUUCACCACCUUCACCAUGGCCAGGUGUAAUAGAGCAUGUGCGCUGGACACGGGACCCUGAACCUCCUCUUCCAGGAGGUACCAUCCUAGGCAGGAAAGUGGCCCACUGACGAGCAAGCAAAACACAGUCUUGUGUCGGGAGAUCACUGCUGUGAAGAAAAAUAAGGCAGCCGCAGGAGGUUUGGUUUUAAAGACUCCAAAUAGAAGACCCAGCAAAGCAGAGUCUGGAGGCCACGUGGGAGGCCAUCCUGGCAAGGUCCAAGGCCCCGGGUCACGGGUGCCAGCAUGAGGCCCAGGGAGGCAGUCGGGGUGGCAGAUUUUCAAGAGAUGAGGUUAUCUUCCAGUUUUUUACUUGUUCUUUUUUCACAUUUAAAUCUUUGAACCAUUUGGAAAUCAUCCCAGCGGAUCCAGCGUUUCGUAUAUUCCAAUAGUUUUUAUUAAAAUUCUCAGAGUAGCGAUUGCCUCCGAGGGAGGAGGGGGAGGCAGCGAUCGACAAGGAGACGGGAACCUGCCAGGUGCGGGCAGAGAACACAUGGGAGCGGCGUGAGCGCCAAGGUGCGUCCAUGUGUCAGAACUUGGGCUGCUGUACUCUGGUCUGUUCAUUUCACUGCUAGAAUUAUUCUUCAGUUUGUCAAGGUAAAACCUGACCCACCUACUACACAGUAUAACUUGAGGGUCCAGGAUGUUGGGUGAUAAGUUAGUUGUGUCCGGUUCUCUCAGCGCCGUGGGCCCGCCGCCCUCUCCCCUCCGGCAGGGCUGUCCUUGGCAGGGCUCUGGCAGCAGGGUGCUGUAUCCUCUCAGAAGUGGCUGGUUGUCCGCUUGCUCUUGUUUUCCCUGUCCCCUACUACUGCUCUUACUGGUUUUUCUCCCAAAUACACUCAACUUCUGGUUCCAGAAGAAAUACAGGUGGGUGGUAGGGGAAAGGUCACCCAAGAGACACAUGGGUUCCUGGCAACAGGGCGGCGGGGAAGGGGCCUUGAAAAACUUGUCCUUGCCUUUAUCUUCCGUACCCGAAAACAACCGCUUCCUCCCACCUUCCGCCAGCUGCACCCAGCCCGUCUCCCACAUACCUGACGGAAUCCCAGAAAGCCCUUAAAACGCCUCAGAUUCUGCCAGACUUCUACCCCAUGGGGGUGGGCGAACCUUGCCCGGGAGCGCCCCAAUAAAGACUCCUUUGCUGGCCACUCUUAAGUACCUGGGCUCUUCUGCCCCCCUCUUUGUGCUUACCUAUAGUCCGCCGCUGCUCCUUUCAGUAGGUUUUACAGAUUGCAGUCAGUUUACAAAUUCGGGCGACUGGACAAUUUUGUGAUCGUGAACCUGUCAUCCACCUCCUUCCUCUCCUGGCCGGGAACACCCUCGCUCUCCCAAUUUCCCCAAACCCAUCUGCCUCCCAGCUGCACGUCCACUCUCCCCUACGCCACUUCUGGUUUCCCUCCUCGUGCCCUUCCUCAGUUCCCACCCCUCACCCCUGCUUCACUUUUCUCUCUAGCACAUCUUCUAAUCAACUCUGCGCUUUAUGUCUCAUUGACCUCAGACUGUGUGAGUGCCAAGGUGAAAUUCUCUGUAAACAAAACACAUUUCCUAAAUAUGAUUCAAAAUCCAGAUCCUAUCGGGGAAAUACUGGUAAAAACUUUUUCAUGGCAACAGGCUCAGGAAUCAGUCUGAAAGAGCUCCCACUGGCUAAAGACGGUACAUUUUGAGCAGGAAUUUAGUAUAUCAAAUGUGUUUGAAAAUCUAAGUUUAUAUUGAUAUUUAUACAUGCACCAAAAGCCCCAUAACCCCCAUCUACUUAAAAAAAAA
Molecule: messenger RNA, 3926 nt
Organism: Condylura cristata (star-nosed mole)
Lineage: Eukaryota; Metazoa; Chordata; Mammalia; Eulipotyphla; Talpidae
Gene: HAUS5
Product: HAUS augmin-like complex, subunit 5
Exons: 19
Coding region: 21-1922 (633 amino acids)
Biological process (GO): spindle assembly; centrosome cycle
Cellular component (GO): HAUS complex; centrosome
Source: RefSeq, a predicted model, not a curated record